AUAAAAACAUAAUAAACAAGUCAUUUGCUUGUACAGUGAAAUGAUUCGCUUUAACGAAUCAUAAUAAAUUAAAAUUAAGAGAAUAAAAAUCACAAAUAAGGUUCCUUAGGUAACCAAAAAACUUGGUGAAAAAAACAUUCAUAUAAUGGGGAAACAUUCUUUCGUUGUACUUUUUACCAUUGCCAUCGUCGUCACUUUGGCACACGCUGCACGCGUUGAGCUUAAUAGUGAACUCAAGGCGACAAUUUGGGGAUCAAAUUCAUCAAGGAGGGCCUUAACAGCAUGCGAAGCAAAUAAUGUAAUAGACAAGUGUUGGAGGUGCAAACCCGACUGGGAACAAAACCGACAAGCAUUGGCUGACUGCGCACAAGGUUUCGCAAAAGGCACCACUGGUGGCAAAGGCGGGGAGAUAUACAAGGUGACUAAUCCAACGGAUGAUGAUCCUGCGAAUCCAAAGGAAGGGACGCUCCGAUUUGGUGUUAUCCAGAAUAGGCCUUUGUGGAUCAUUUUUGAAAAAGAUAUGGUCAUCACGUUGAAAUGUGAGAUGGUGGUAACUAGCGACAAAACUAUUGAUGGCAGAGGUGCAAAAGUUGAGAUCACUGGAGCUGGUGUCACCCUUUAUGAAGUUAAAAAUGUUAUCAUUCAUGGGAUUUGUAUCCAUGAUGUUAAAGCAACCUCUGGUGGUAUGAUUAAGAGUUCAGAAGGUCCACCAAAAAUGAGACAUAAGACCGACGGUGAUGCUAUUUGUGUUUCUGGUUCGUCCAAGAUAUGGAUCGAUCAUUGUGAACUCAGUAAGGGUGCAGACGGGCUCAUUGAUGUCACCUUAGGUAGCACAUGCGUAACCAUUUCUAACUGCAAGUUCAGCCAUCACCAUAAGGUUAUAUUGCUCGGCGCAGAUGAUGCACAUCAUCAUGAUAAAAAUAUGGUAGCAACUGUUGCAUUUAAUUGGUUUGCUGAAGGAUGUGAUCAAAGGAUGCCUAGAUGUCGAUUUGGGUUUUUCCAAGUCGUUAACAAUAAUUACGAUGGAUGGGGAACAUACGCCGUUGGUGGUAGCGCGGCCCCAACUAUCCUCAGUCAAGGUAACCGAUACAAGGCCCCCGAUGAUCGAGCCAAGAAAAAUGUGUUGGUAAGAGCUGAUGCACCAGAGUCAGAGUCUAUGAAAUGGAAUUGGAGAACAGAGAAGGAUGUUCUUGAGAAUGGAGCUAUAUUUACACCAUCUGGGUCUGAUCCAGUAAUGACCCCUGAACAAAAGGAUGGCUUGAUUCCAGCUGAGCCAGGAGAGUCUGCUCCAAAACUCACUAGUUGUGCCGGUCCACUCUUAUGUACGCCUGGAUCACCUUGUUAAUCGAAUUAACCACCCCAUUUCUUUGCAUAUUAAAUUUUGGAUUUUGUUUGCAAAGAAGAAAAUCUCAUUUUUAACAUUUAUAUAUAUAUGUAUUAAGAAAAUGGAAAAUGAGCCAUUUUAUCAUAUUGGCAUGUAUGAUUCGAAUAUGACAAUAUAUAGA
This is a messenger RNA of Erigeron canadensis, 1505 nucleotides long. Its product is annotated as pectate lyase 1-like. Lineage: Eukaryota; Viridiplantae; Streptophyta; Magnoliopsida; Asterales; Asteraceae. The transcript has 4 exons. The coding region runs from base 146 to 1345 and encodes 399 amino acids. The record is from RefSeq and is a predicted model, not a curated record. Gene Ontology annotation, molecular function: pectate lyase activity.